Molecule: messenger RNA, 1774 nt
Organism: Homarus americanus (American lobster)
Lineage: Eukaryota; Metazoa; Arthropoda; Malacostraca; Decapoda; Nephropidae
Product: serine/threonine-protein phosphatase 6 regulatory ankyrin repeat subunit B-like
Exons: 5
Coding region: 253-1665 (470 amino acids)
Molecular function (GO): protein binding
Source: RefSeq, a predicted model, not a curated record
UUGUGCCGGUUUAAAAUAACAACUAAAUAUCUCUCUAAAUCGUCUUUCUAAUUAUGUGAAAUAAUGCAUUUGGCAUGAUGAGGCACCACAGAGACGGGACUCAGUUCGUCACGUAAUGUUCGCUGAUAAGUGUGUCAGGAGCCUCUGGUAGAAUAAGCAGGGUUCUACACGUUCUGUGCUUCACCCUACAGCCCACCUAAUUAUUAUAGUCGAUCAUAGUUCUGUAAGGAGAUCGACCACCAUAAUAUCACAAUGGACAGACGACGCAGGAAGGCAACAGAGGCCCUGAAGGUGGGAGUUAAGGCGGGUAAGGAGGUGAUGGUGGUGGCCGCCCUCGCACUGGGUGGUGACCCCAACAUCAGCGUGUGGGAUGAUGGUGCACAAGAGUCACGCAGUAUGUUGACUUUGGCAGCUAGGUUGGGUCAUUCCCAUCUGGUGCCUCACCUUCUGGCGGCGGGACUCCACGUGGAUGGUUCAGGGGAGUGCCACACACCUCUACACUUGGCGGCACAUUAUGGUCAUGACCAAGUGGUGAAGGAGCUGCUCAGAGACACGCCUCACCUGGAGGCCAGAAUUGAUUUUGGAAAGACCGCUCUACGUGUGGCAGCAGAGGAGGGUCAUCAGCGUUGUGUGAGGACGCUCCUUAGUGCCGGCGCUGACCCUAACGCCCGAGAUCAUGAAGAUCGUACACCACUGCACCUUGCUGCUCUCUGUAACCAUUCAGCUAUUGUGGAAGACUUAGUGACUGAUGACCGCUGUAACCUCCAAGCACUAGAUAUAAAUAACGACACAGCACUACACUACGCAGCAAUAGGGGGAGGUAUGGAGACAGCGCAGUACCUGUUGGAGGUCGGCCUCAACCUUAAUGCCAAAGGCUCUUUGGGGUACACACCUAUAGACCAGGCAAAGAUGGAGGGUCAUCACCUUCUUUUGUGGUGGCUGAUGAAGCAGCCACAAGCCGUUGUUGAGACACCCAGGGGAAAGAUAGAGAAAGACUGCUGGGACUAUCAUGAAGGAGAUUAUUGGUUGAUGUCAAAGUGGAUCAGGGAGGAAGACCUUGACGCAAUUAUAGGAAGUGUCCCCCUUCUGUUGGAUAGUCACCAACAGGACGACGCUGGCAUGACUAUACUGCACCACGCUGCCCAGCUCGGCGUGACCCGCGUGGUGCGUCUCCUCCUGGAGGAGUGUAAGGUAUACCCACACGCCGUGACCUGGGCUGGUGACACUCCUGGUGACCUGGCACAACAGAAGGGUCAUCUCCAAGUACUUAACAUUCUUCACCGUCACCAGCCACAGGUUCCUAAGUCACCAGAAAAGCUGUACAAGCAGCUGCUGAGUGUCAUCAGCCAAGGUGAUGACUUCAGGACAGCCUGUGAUCUGCUGUGUUCAGGGGCGCCCCUGGAGCCUGUGGGUGACUGGUCCGUGCACCCCCUCUCCCUGGCCACCACCAGUAACCGGCCCAGGAUCGUCAGCCUCCUGGUGGCAGCUGGGGCGCCACUUACCAUCACCAGCCACGGCCUCAACUUGCUGACGGAGGCCUGGUGCUCUCCUGACGUUACUCCUCUUGUUCAGGUCACCAUCACAAAGGUGAGUCAGCACCAUACAUCAGUUGGUCACUAUAAGGGAGACACAACUCUUGUGUUCAGGUCACCAUCACAAGGGUGAGUCAGCACCAUACACCAGUUGGUCACUAUAAGGGAGACAUAACUCUUGUGUUCAGGUCACCAUCACAAAGGUGAGUCAGCUUAACAAUAUAAUCAUAAUUAGUGUAAAC